CAUGACGCAAGCAAGGUGACACCCACCUCAAGUCCUCCUCUUCCUCAUCUUCCUCCUCCUCCGGUGUGUUGGGACUGCAAAGCGACUCCAGCUCAUUUCCCGGUGGGGAGAUUUUUUAAAAGAUUUUUUCCUCCCCAACGAAACUUGUUACUCGUGUUUGAUUUGGCCUCAUUUGUCAGGAGACGACGAUGAAGAUUUCUCCCUCGCUUGACGGACUUUAACGGAGGACUUUAAACACGGUUUCCAACAUCAACCUGACACCCAGGGGGGGGACAGUAUCCAACCUCGGUCCACCAUGUCCUUCAGGGGUAAAAAUGACUGGUGCCGAAUUUGUGGCGGCGCUCUUCGGGGAAACCAAAGGCGGUGGCUGUUUGGGGGCCAAAAUAAGAAGACCGGUCAGCUUCAGACCCCGACAGAGUCCCUGAGAGGAGCAAGCCAGUCCCGGUCCUUGCAGAGCAGCCCCUGGGGAAGUACAUUAUCUCUGGGUUCCUCAGUGUCUCUCUCAAAGUCCCAAUUAUCCCUGAACUCUCCGUCCAAAGGAUUCGAUUUCCUCUCCGUGUUGACUCACAUACUGGGACAGUCUGUGCCUCGGGGCAGCGGGCAGGGGGAGUUUGUGUGUGGCAAAUGCGUGUGCGUCCUCGAGCGGGUAUUCAAGUUUGACUCAGUGAUAGCCAGGGUGAGGGUGCUUUCAUCCGAGAGGCUACAGAAGCUGACGCAAGAGAGGGACAAGAUCAGACAGUGGGUGCGCCAAAACUACCUCCAGAGACACCCGCAGGACUUCCAGAGCAGGGGCAGCACCAGCGAGGAGGACGGAGAAGCGGACAAGGAUGGCUACAGGGAGAUGCUCAAAGAGAACAUGGCACUCUCAGAGUACGAGUGCUGGUCCGAGAAGUGGGACACGUGUCCGUAUUUUAUUAGAACGGGUAAAAGAUGCAGAAAGGACAAAGGCUGCGAGGGCUGUGAUUCCUUACGGGUGUCCGACUCGGAUUAUGAGUCUGUCUGUGGGGUUCCACGCCGCAUGCCUUUGCAAGGUUUCUCCCCGUUGGUAUUAUCACGGGACAAGUCCCAGAGCAUGCCCCUCCAUUGGCAGAGGGUGCCAUCAAUCAGCUACAGUCCGUCUUCACUGGCGGGGUCCUGCCUCUCUUUGCAGGCGUCUUCUCGCACCGCGUCCAUUCAGUCUCUGGACUCUCUUGACGGGAACGACCCGUUUGACUCGCCAGCUGUCCAGUCAGUCAGCUUAGUGCUGAAGGAGCUGAGAAGUAUUGAAGGAAAGCCGGUGAGUUCGCCAUCAGGGAGUAGGAUCCCAGUCCUGGGCAAGAAGGACGGCAGGUACUCGGGAAAUGUUGGAAAGAUGGCGUCACCGUCAGUGAACAGGGUGCUGAACUUUGGGGAGGUGGAGAAUGGAGGGGAAGAAAUGGAUGAAGAGGACGAGGAUGUGCUCACAGAGCUGAGGGAUGAGUUCAUGACUCUUCAUCAAGAGAGCACAGCUGGCAGGGUUCACCACGCUGUCAGGCAUCUGCGAGGCCAGCUGGACCAAGCUGUGUCCCGCGUCAGGACCCUGGAGGCUGAGCUGAAACAUGGGAGGAGCAAACCAGCAGAGGUCAACGGAUCAGAAGACUGGCCGGUCCAGCAGGAGGGUUGGAGCUCCCUGCUGCAGAGGUUCGGUCACUCCCUCCACAGCCGGGAGCGUUUGAUCCAGGAGUGUAUGGGUCUGAUCAGAAGACUGUGUGUGGAGGAGGGAGCGAGUGCUGAGCUGACCGACAAGCUGACGGAGAAUCUGACGGAGACUCUCUCUGACAACAAGGCUGUGCUGGAAACUUUGAAGUCCGAAAUGACUGAGAACGAGAAGAACAUGCAGGAGGAGAUUGAGACACUGAGGAAGGCUGGAAGAGACAGAGAGAGAGACCUGGACACACUCAACACUGUGCUGCAGUGCAACCAGGACAUAAUCAAUGACCUGCGAGUGGCUCUGGAGGAGAAGGAGCAACUGCUGAAGGAGGUGGAGAAAGAGAGGGAUGUGUGGAGACAAAGGGACCAGGCCUUCGCCACAGUCCUGCAGGAGAAGGAGUCUCUGAUCCGCUACGUCAAAGAGGAGCUGGAGAGAUGGCAGAAAGAUGCACAGGCUCCCUCGGACUCUGCGAUUGGUCAGGGGUUGGCUGGGGGAGGGGCUCAGCGGGCAGCCUCACUGAAGGACAGAGAGGAAAACAGCGACACCUUGUGUACAGAGGUCAUCAAACUCACCACAGCCCUGCAGGAAUACCAGGACGUGGUGCAGACUCAGCAGGAGAGUCACGGCCGGACGGUAUCUUCUCUGACGGCUCAACUCAGAGACGCUCGGCAGGAGCUGAGGGAGAAAGAGAAGGAGAAGAAGGAGGCCGAUAGAGCCUGGCAGAACGACAGGGAGCAGAAGGAGAGAGAGGAGAGGAAGCUGAGGGAGAGUCUGGAGAGGAGGGACAAACUCAUCGAGCAAAUCCUGUUGGAUCUUGAGGAGCGGGACCAACUGUUCAGAGAGCUGCAGCAGAACCUGCAGAACAAACGUGAGCCUCUGACUGCCAUCAAACACACACUGUGAUCGGGCAGAGCCGGACGGACGAGAUGCAAACGAAGCUGCACACACGAGAUACUUUUGCACUUUCUGCACCACCUUUUUGCCCCUUCAACAUAUUUAUUGUGGUGUACUUUAAGUCUAUUUAUAUUUAUCUCUCUAUGUUUUUGAGGUUGGCAUUUACAGACCUGCCUUGGUGCUGGUACGGGCCAAAGGAAAGUUUAAUUUUCCACAGUCGACUACUAAGCUCUCUGGAGUGAAACGGUAAUUUCAGGCUUAGAGAGUCAGACAGGCUAAUUGCUUUCAGUAAGAGAGAUGUCAGGUCUGGCUUCUCAGCUGGAUGAUUAAUACUUGAUUUAAAAAUCGACCAAUCACUGUAUUUAGUUAUCUUUUUGAAUGUAACGGGCUAAGUGAUUAGAUUUCAUUUCAGGCAGUUGAAAUGUUGCAGAUACAAACAUUUCUACAUGGUAUCUUUCGUGAAUCUAACAUUUGCGUGCAAUCUGGGUACGAUAUUGCUUUAAAUCUGAAUUUUCCAUUUUGUAUGAAACUCUUUGUUGUGCUCUUUUUGCGUUUGUCUUUUUACUUUCUUGGUACAGAGUUGUCUUUUUUAUGUUUACAACGCUUUAGCACUCAUGGAGGGGAAUACUUAAGACCAAAAUAAUAUUUUAAGUCCUUUUUUUCUGCUUUUAUGUGUGUAUCUCUCUUUUUAAAUUUUAGUUCAGAAAUAUUCUCCAUUCUCUUCACCAUUCAGAUGUCUUGUAUUGCUGGACUGGGCCUUAUUUUUUCCUUUAUUUCAAGAGAAUUAAACACUCUGAUCCAAAUUA
Molecule: messenger RNA, 3369 nt
Organism: Scatophagus argus
Lineage: Eukaryota; Metazoa; Chordata; Actinopteri; Scatophagidae
Exons: 11
Coding region: 296-2572 (758 amino acids)
Source: RefSeq, a predicted model, not a curated record